Molecule: messenger RNA, 2201 nt
Organism: Danio aesculapii
Lineage: Eukaryota; Metazoa; Chordata; Actinopteri; Cypriniformes; Danionidae
Gene: adora2aa
Product: adenosine A2a receptor a
Exons: 3
Coding region: 668-1996 (442 amino acids)
Biological process (GO): adenylate cyclase-activating G protein-coupled receptor signaling pathway; G protein-coupled adenosine receptor signaling pathway
Cellular component (GO): membrane
Molecular function (GO): G protein-coupled adenosine receptor activity
Source: RefSeq, a predicted model, not a curated record
UGAGCGCAGGGAGCAGAGGUAUCAUCAGUAAAGAUUGGUUCGGUGUGGAAUUAAAAGCCCCUGCCUCUGGAUUGGUCAAGCCGCGGGCUCAGUGGGGGUCUUUAUGUCUGUCAUCCCUCAGUGCGCGCGACUGUGACCGAGCACUAGUCAGCCGCCUGAACGAACGCGCCGACAGAAUCAAUAACCAAUCAAGAACCACUGACGGACAACACGGGUUUAUAUUUCUGCUUCACGGGGCUGCCUUUUCUUCCUUUGUUACGUUAAUGGGAUCCCCUGCUUAUUAUAUUAUUAUAUUCACUCUUUCCAGGAGUUGUCAAGUCUAACGGGAAUGCAGUGCAGUACUGAAUGUUAUAGAAAAAAGGCCAAGGAACACAUGUAACGUCGACUGGACAAUCGCAUGGGAUCAUAAUGGAUUUUUAUUUGUUCAUUAGUUUUUAUUUACCACUCAAUCACUCUAAAAGAUCUGAGGCGAAAUUCUCAUGUCUAUUAAUUUAAAUUUUUGCACAGUUCCAAUUGGCAGUUCAACAGGCUGAAAGAUUCUUAUUUCUGUUACAAACACAUCGGUUUAAAGUCUUCUGGUAGGGCUGACACCGAGUUGGCUGUUGCGUGGAGCUGCAGCUAUGUACAUUGAGGCGGGGCAUGGUCCUUUCUCCCUAGCGACCUCACCAUGCUGAAAAAUGUUUUCGAUGUGUUGUACAUGAUUCUGGAGCUGCUGAUUGCCCUGCUCUCGGUCCUGGGCAACGUGCUGGUCUGCUGGGCAGUGGGCCUCAACAGCAACCUCCAGAGCAUCACCAACUUCUUUGUUGUUUCUCUGGCCGUGGCGGACAUCGCGGUGGGUGUGCUGGCCAUCCCCUUCUCCAUCGCCAUCAGUACCGGUUUCUGUGCCAAUUUCUAUGGUUGCCUGUUCAUCGCUUGCUUCGUCCUUGUGCUGACCCAGAGCUCCAUAUUUAGUCUUCUGGCCAUCGCCAUUGACCGCUACAUUGCCAUCAAGAUCCCGCUUAGAUACAACAGCCUCGUAACUGGGCAGCGCGCCAGAGGCAUCAUCGCGAUCUGCUGGGUACUGUCAGUUAUCAUUGGUCUAACACCUAUGCUGGGCUGGCACAAAACCCGCUCACAAGCGGCCCAAAAUGGCACUUGCCCACCCGGCAUGAUGGAGUGUUUGUUCGAGGAGGUGGUGGUCAUGGACUACAUGGUCUACUUCAACUUCUUUGCCUGCGUUCUGGUGCCUCUGCUCCUCAUGCUGGCCAUUUACCUACGCAUCUUUAUGGCUGCGCGCCACCAACUCAAAUGCAUUGAGUCCAAAGCCAUCCCGUGUGAACUCAAGUCCCGCUCCACCCUACAGAAAGAAGUCCAUGCGGCGAAAUCGCUAGCCAUCAUCGUUGGUUUGUUCGCCGUUUGUUGGUUGCCCCUUCACAUCAUCAACUGUUUCACUCUGUUCUGCCCUGAAUGUGAUCGGCCGCCUGCUCUGAUCAUGUAUCUGGCUAUAAUCCUCUCACACGCAAACUCAGUGGUCAAUCCCUUUAUUUAUGCCUACCGCAUACGAGAGUUCAGACAAACUUUCCGGAAGAUCGUCCGAUAUCAUAUUUUGGGCAGAAGGGAGCCUCUUUCUUGCAACGGAAGCACUCGUACUUCAACCCGAACGAGCGUAGCGGAUUCGCUCCGGAUUAAAGUCAACGGUCUGGUGCGAGAACUGUAUGCAGAGCAGAGCAGCACUACCAGCAGCUGUGAAAGUGCUGAACCCGGACAUACACACAGAACAGUAAGCACUGAAAACUCCAUUUUAGACAACCAGCCAAUAGAAAUCAGUAAUUCCCACAGACACACGGCACAGAGGCAUCCGGAGUCGCCGCUCACAGGGAAUAAUGAGGGCCUUGAGUGCAGGAAGCAUGCUGGAUUUGACGUUACGGAUGGGAAGGACUUGUCCUCGCCGCUUCAUAUUAAAUCAGCUCUGUAUGUACAGACAGAUCACUGUGUUGAACUCACAGAGGUUUCCUGAUGAAUAAUACUUUCUUAUUAGUGGAUUGGAAUGAUUAUUUAUUUGUUGCUCAAAGAACAGUACGCUGAAAUAUGAAUGAUGAAUAUUUUUCGAUGUGGCAUGUGUGGACCUUUUGAAGCUCAGCACAGAGAACAGUUUGAUGUUGUAAUGUAAUAAUGUAAUGUAAAAAAUAUUAAAGAGCAAGACAUGGCUGACUGAAAUGAAA